Sphaerodactylus townsendi is the source of this 1013-nucleotide messenger RNA. It is a transcript of the gene TMEM14A, whose product is annotated as transmembrane protein 14A. The record is from RefSeq and is a predicted model, not a curated record. Gene Ontology annotation, biological process: regulation of heme biosynthetic process. Gene Ontology annotation, cellular component: mitochondrial membrane. The transcript has 5 exons. Lineage: Eukaryota; Metazoa; Chordata; Lepidosauria; Squamata; Sphaerodactylidae. Bases 66 to 473 code for a protein of 135 amino acids.
CUGGCUUCUAGCGCGCGCCUUCCGCUUGUGAAGCACGAAGCCGCGCCACUUUUGCGCUGUGGAGCAUGCGGGCCCCCUGCUGGUCGAGAGGAGGCUCGCGAGAGUGGGAGCUGCGUAAAGGGGCGGCCCGAAGAAGCGGCGGCGGAGGCGGCGCGAGAUAUUUCAUCAUGAGUGUGGACUGGAUUGGUGCUGCUUAUGCUGCAGUUGUGGGUCUUGGAGGUGCAGUCGGAUAUAUUCGCAAAGGCAGCAAAAUCUCUUUGGUGGCUGGCCUUGUCUUUGGCGUAUUGGCUAUGUAUGGAGCCUACUGUGUAACACAUAAUCCCAAAGAUGUAAAGGUAUCUUUAUUCACAGCAUUCAUUCUGACCACUGUAAUGGGAGUAAGAUUUAAGAGGACCAAGAGAUUAAUGCCAUCUGGAAUCAUAGCAGGUCUAAGCCUUCUGAUGAUUUUGAGACUGGUGCUUUUGCUGGUAUGAGAUGAAAACAGCAAGAAUCAGUAUUCAUAUCAUUCCACGUGAGCCAUCUUUGUACUUUGAAUGUCUCUGCAGAAAUAUGCAGUGCUUUCUUUUGCUACUGAAUGAACAAAAUAUGUUGCUACUCAUGGAUAUUGGGCUUCAUUAUUUCCUUAAUGAUAAUUUGAUAAUAUCUCUGUGUUUGUUAAGGACAAGUGACAAGUUUGUCCAGUUAAACAUGUACUUUGAGGAAGAAGGGGAAUUGGAAGUAAAUACAUUUUCAGUUAUACCUUUCUCCCAAAUAAAUAAAUGACUUUUGAAACUCAGGUAAUUAUGUCAUAGGACAAAUAUAUAGGCCUGCAUUGAAAAUUACCAGUCAUGCUAUGGAGUGGUUCAGACUUGUCUAUAUAACAAAUAAUUGGAUAGGAAUGAUGCAUAUUGUAUUGCAAUGAAGAACAAGGAUUUAUUUUGCAUUUCUUAAAUGCUGUCAAUUUCUACUCCUGUCUGAAAAUUACAAAGAUAGAAGCUACCAAAACUGAAAUAAAGUUUAAUAAUUUGAAAGAC